AGAAGAGCUCGGCCGUGCCGAGCCCGGCCCCUCCCACCUGGUGCCGGGAGAGGGCUGAGUUGUCCGCGGGCGCCCCCAGUGGCAGCGCGAGCGCGGAGUUCUCCACUUGGGGAGCCAGGAUUUGUGAGCGGCGCGCAAUGCUGGCAUCGCUGGCGAGGGUCGCCGCUCUGCGGAGAACCCGCCUUUUCUCCCGCCGGGGCGGCGGGACGGGGCUGUGGACCGGCCGCCCGCAGUCAGAUACUGACAAUGUGAAGCCAUUGGAGGGUGUAAAGAUUCUGGAUCUAACGAGAGUACUGGCGGGACCUUUUGCUACUAUGAAUUUAGGAGAUCUUGGAGCAGAAGUUAUAAAAGUGGAAAGACCAGGAGCUGGUGAUGAUACACGAACUUGGGGUCCACCUUUUGUGGGGACAGAAAGUACUUAUUUUCUCAGUGUUAACCGAAAUAAAAAAAGUAUAGCUGUUAAUAUCAAGGAUCCAAAAGGGGUGAAAAUCAUCAAAGAGCUUGCGGCUGUUUGUGAUGUAUUUGUAGAGAAUUACGUCCCUGGCAAACUGUCUGCGAUGGGGCUGGGCUAUGAAGAUAUAGACGAGAUUGCACCUCACAUUGUCUACUGUUCCAUCACAGGGUAUGGUCAGACAGGUCCACUGUCUCAGCGAGCUGGUUAUGAUGCUAUUGCCUCUGCUGUUUCUGGUCUAAUGCAUAUCACAGGACCUGAGGAUGGAGAUCCAGUUCGUCCAGGAGUGGCCAUGACUGAUCUUGCCACUGGCCUUUAUGCCUAUGGAGCCAUUAUGACUGGACUGAUACAAAGACAUAAAACCGGAAAAGGACUGUUCAUUGAUUGUAACCUACUGUCAUCCCAGGUGGCGUGUUUGACCCAGGUAGCUGCUAAUUAUCUUAUUGGCCAAAAGGAAGCACAAAGGUGGGGCACAGCUCAUGGCAGUAUUGUUCCUUACCAGGCUUUUAAAACCAAGGAUGGAUAUCUUGUAGUUGGAGCAGGAAAUAACCAACAGUUUGCAGCUGUGUGCAAGAUCUUGAAUUUGCCUGAACUGAUCAAUGAUUCCAAGUAUAGAACUAACCACCUUCGGGUACAGAAUAGAAAAGAACUUAUUAAAAUAUUAUCAACACGGGAUUUCUACACGAGUCAGCAUUACCUACUUGGUCUUUCCUGGAUUUUAAGCACUUCUCUACACUGCCUGUAUCUCCUUUUUCAAUCAAUGGGGCCUCUGUGUGUGGGACUGAUAUGCACAGAAGAGGGGAAUGAGAAUUGGGCUCCCCUUCUUUGGUCAUUAGUUAAAUAAAACUCAGAUUCUACUGCAAAGCCAGAGAGCCCUCAGUCAUUAACCUUUCACCCAAUGAGAAUCGGCCAUUUAGCUCUGCUUUUUGCCUCUCUGCCUCUCAUGCAGUUUUUAAUUCAUUAAUACGACUUUUUCCUUUCACACAACGGUUACCAAGUUUCAAUAAUAGACACUUGUGAGAACCUUAUCAAAAGCUCUUUGAUAGUCUAAAUAAAUCAUAUCCAUGCUGUGAGAAGAGUGGACCCAAGAAAAAUACAAAACCUAGGCAGAUGCAAGUGUCCUCUUAUUUCUGAAUUGUCAGCACUUUUAUAACUUCAAGAACCACAAAAUUAUUGGUUUCCUAUGUCCUAAAACUUGUAUUCUUUGCUAAAUUCUGUUAUAGAAUUCUGCUUUGUACAGACUUUUAACAUCAUCUGUAACAGUUUAAUUUCUAAUUUCUCUCUUUGGGGUGAAUUAAAUAACCUGACACCUUCUUUUUUCUACUCUUAUAUACUCAGAAGUGGGAGUUUCAGCAUUUUAGAUCCCAUAGGUUCUUGUGUCUUUAUUCAGACUUUAGGAAUCAAACUUGUAAAGAACAGGCUAAAGGGUAGUCUUAAGAGAGGAAACUUGAUCGAGGGGGUCCCAUCAUCACACAGCCUGCAGUUAAAACACAGACUACCACUGCAAGGCCCUUGGUUGCCUGGGGCCAGAGUCCCUGCCCUCUUCAAUUGCUGUAUGGAUGUAUUUUGGUGGUGCUUUGUGGGAUGCAGUUCUUCAGUCUCUUCUCAAGUCUCGUCUUCUCCAUGGUGGAUCAAAUAGUAAUGACCAGGGAAGAUUAGCAUAUUGGUUUAGUCCCUUUGAUAACUUUUUCAUUUGUUUUUCUGAACACAUAUCCAUGGGUUCAUUAGUACCAUUAAUUACUGGGCUUUCAUAAGUAUGUGUUAGUUGCUCAGUCAUGUCCAACUCUUUGCAAUUCCAUGGACUCUAGCUUGCCAGGCUCCUCUGUCCAUGGAAUUCUCCAGGUGAGAAUACUGGAGUGGAUUGCCA
Messenger RNA from Bubalus bubalis (water buffalo), 2318 nucleotides. RefSeq names its product succinyl-CoA:glutarate-CoA transferase (gene SUGCT). Gene Ontology annotation, molecular function: catalytic activity. The coding region runs from base 138 to 1295 and encodes 385 amino acids. The record is from RefSeq and is a predicted model, not a curated record. The transcript is spliced from 12 exons. Lineage: Eukaryota; Metazoa; Chordata; Mammalia; Artiodactyla; Bovidae.